Macaca mulatta (Rhesus monkey) is the source of this 4861-nucleotide messenger RNA. NCBI's taxonomy places the organism in Eukaryota, Metazoa, Chordata, Mammalia, Primates, Cercopithecidae. The record is from RefSeq and is a predicted model, not a curated record.
UGACGACGAGCUGGUCCUGCAGCAGCUGCGCUACACCGGUAUGCUGGAGACCGUGCGCAUCCGGAGGUCAGGGUACAGUGCCAAGUACACAUUCCAGGAUUUCACCGAGCAGUUCCAGGUGCUCCUGCCCAAGGAUGCCCAGCCCUGCAGGGAGGUCAUCUCGACCCUCCUGGAGAAGAUGAAGGUAGACAAGAGGAACUACCAGAUCGGGAAGACCAAGGUCUUCCUGAAGGAGACGGAGCGGCAAGCCCUACAGGAGACGCUACACCGGGAGGUGGUGCGGAAAAUCCUGCUGCUGCAGAGCUGGUUUCGGAUGGUGCUGGAGCGUCGGCACUUCCUGCAGAUGAAGCGGGCCGCCGUCACCAUCCAGGCCUGCUGGCGGUCCUACCGGGUCCGGAGGGCUCUGGAGAGGACGCAGGCCGCGGUGUACCUCCAGGCCGCAUGGAGGGGCUACUGGCAGCGGAAGCUCUACCGGCGCCGGAAACAGAGCAUCAUCCGCCUGCAGAGCCUCUGCCGGGGGCACCUGCAGCGCAAGAGCUUCAGCCAGAUGAUCUUGGAGAAGCAGAAGGCAGAGGAGAAGGAGAGGGAAGCCCUGGAAGCCGAAAGAGCAGGCGCUGAGGAGGGCGGGCUGGGUCAGGCGGCCGGCGGGCAGCAGGUAGCUGAGCAGGGGCCAGAGCCGGCAGAGGAUGGCAGGCACCUGGCAUCAGAGCCUGAGGUGUGGCCAAGUGACAGGUCCCCGCCAGAGCACUCCUCACCUGAGAAGGAGGCCCUGAGCCCGGAGAAGACUCUCCCGCCCCAGAAAACCGUGGCCACUGAAAGUCACGAGAAAGUCCCCAGCAGCCGGGAGAAGCGUGAGUCGCGUCGGCAAAGAGGGCUGGAGCACGUCAAGUUCCAGAACAAACACAUUCAGUCCUGCAAGGAGGAGAGCGCCCUCAGAGAAACUUCCAGAAGGGUCACCCAGGAGCAAGGGGUGAGUCUCCUGGAAGACAAAAAGGAGAGCAGAGAAGAUGAAACCCUUCUAAUCGUAGAGACGGAGGCUGAGAACACGUCCCAAAAGCAGCCCACAGAGCAACCCGAGGCCAUGGCAGUUGGCAAGGUCUCUGAAGAAACCGAGAAGACGCUGCCGGCUGGGAGCCCCAGGCCCAGCCAGGUGGAGCGACCGACCAGCCUGGCCUUGGACAGCAGGAUCAGCCCACCAGCCCCCGGCAGCACCCCCGAGACCCCCGAGGACAAGAGCAAACCUUGUGGCAGCCCAAGGGUUCAGGAAAAGCCCGACAGCCCCGGAGGCUCCACACAGAUCCAGCGGUACCUGGACUCCGAGCGGCUGGCCAGCGCCGUGGAGCUGUGGCGGGGCAAAAAGCUGGUGGCCGCUGCCAGCCCUAGUGCCAUGCUCAGCCAGUCCCUGGACCUCAGCGACAGACACCGGGCCACAGGGGCCGCCCUCACGCCCACAGAGGAGAGGCGCAUCUCCUUCUCCACGAGCGAUGUCUCCAAGCUCCUCCCAUCCCCGGCCAAGGCUCAGCCUGCAACAGAAACCACAGACGGAGAGCGAAGCACAAAGAAGCCGGCUGUCCAGAAGAAGAAGUCAGGUGACGCAUCCUCCAUCCCAGACGCAGGGCUGUCCCCGGGCUCUCAGGUCGACUCUAAAUCCACGUUUAAGAGGCUAUUUCUGCAUAAAACCAAGGAUAAAAAAUACAGCCUGGAGGGCGUGGAGGAGUUGGAGAAUGCUGUGUCCGGGCACGUGGUGCUGGAAACUGCCACCAUGAAGAAGGGCCUGGAAGCCCCCUCCGGACACCAGCACCGCCACGCCGCAGGUGAGAAGCGCACCAAGGAGCCAGGAGGCAAAGGGAAGAAGAACCGAAACGUCAAGAUUGGGAAGAUCACGGUGUCAGAGAAGUGGCGGGAAUCGGUAUUCCGCCAGAUCACCAACGCCAAUGAGCUCAAGUACCUGGACGAGUUCCUGCUCAACAAGAUAAAUGACCUCCGUUCCCAGAAGACGCCCAUCGAGAGCUUGUUUAUCGAAGCCACCGAGAAGUUCAGGAGCAACAUCAAAACGAUGUACUCUGUCCCGAACGGGAAGAUCCACGUGGGCUACAAGGAUCUGAUGGAGAACUACCAGAUCGUCGUCAGCAACCUGGCCACUGAGCGCGGCGAGAAGGACACCAACCUGGUCCUCAACCUCUUCCAGUCACUGCUAGAUGAGUUCACCCGUGGCUACACCAAGAAUGACUUCGAGCCAGUGAAGAGCAAAGCUCAGAAGAAGAAGCGGAAGCAGGAGCGCGCUGUCCAGGAGCACAACGGGCACGUGUUCGCCAGCUACCAGGUUAGCAUCCCGCAGUCGUGCGAGCAGUGCCUCUCCUAUAUCUGGCUCAUGGACAAGGCCCUGCUCUGCAGUGUGUGCAAGAUGACCUGCCACAAGAAGUGUGUGCACAAGAUUCAGAGCCACUGCUCCUACACCUACGGGAGGAAGGGCGAGCCAGGCGCUGAGCCGGGCCACUUCGGUGUGUGCGUGGACAGCCUGACCAGCGACAAGGCCUCAGUGCCCAUUGUGCUGGAGAAGCUCCUGGAACACGUGGAGAUGCACGGCCUGUACACCGAGGGCCUCUACCGCAAGUCGGGCGCCGCCAACCGCACUCGGGAGCUCCGGCAGGCGCUGCAGACAGACCCCACAGCAGUCAAGCUGGAGAAUUUCCCCAUCCAUGCCAUCACGGGGGUGCUGAAGCAGUGGCUGCGGGAGCUGCCUGAGCCCCUCAUGACCUUCGCACAGUACGGCGACUUCCUCCGAGCCGUUGAGCUGCCAGAGAAGCAGGAGCAGCUGGCUGCCAUCUAUGCCGUCCUGGAGCACCUUCCGGAAGCCAACCACAACUCCCUGGAGAGACUCAUCUUCCACCUCGUCAAGGUGGCCCUGCUCGAGGAUGUCAACCGCAUGUCGCCCGGGGCCCUGGCCAUUAUCUUCGCACCCUGCCUCCUGCGCUGCCCUGACAACUCGGACCCCCUGACCAGCAUGAAGGAUGUCCUCAAGAUUACCACGUGCGUGGAGAUGCUGAUCAAGGAGCAGAUGAGGAAAUACAAAGUGAAGAUGGAGGAGAUCAGCCAACUGGAGGCUGCAGAGAGCAUCGCCUUCCGCAGGCUUUCGCUCCUGCGACAAAAUGCUCUAUGGCCUCUCAAACUGGGGUUUUCGUCUCCCUAUGAGGGGGUCCUGAACAAGAGCCCCAAGGCCCGGGACAGCCAGGGGGAGGAGCUGGAGGUGCUGCUGGAGGAGGAGGCAGCCGGUGGCGAUGAGGACCGGGAAAAAGAGAUUCUCAUUGAACGGAUCCAGUCCAUCAAGGAGGAGAAGGAGGACAUCACCUAUCGGCUGCCGGAGCUGGACCCAAGGGGCUCAGACGAGGAGAACCUGGACUCGGAGACGUCGGCCAGCACCGAGAGCCUGCUGGAGGAGCGGGCCGGGCGGGGGGCCUCGGAAGGGCCCCCUGCGCCUGCUCUCCCUUGCCCCGGCGCGCCCGCCCCGAGCCCCCUCCCCGCCGUGGCUGCCCCUCCACGACGAAGGCCGUCGUCCUUCGUAACGGUCAGAGUGAAGACCCCCCGGCGGACCCCCAUCAUGCCCACGGCCAACAUCAAGCUCCCACCAGGCCUGCCCUCCCACCUGCCUUGCUGGGCACCAGGUGCCCGGGAGGUGGCUGCCCCAGUGCGGCGCCGGGAGCCACCUGCCCGCCGCCCGGACCAGGUACAUUCCGUGUACAUCACGCCCGGGGUACACCUGCCAACGCAGGGCGCCCUGGAGCCCCUAGAAGAGGAUGGCCAGCCACCUGCCAAGCGAAGGUACUCGGACCCCCCAAAGUACUGCCUGCCCCCCGCCUCGGGCCAGGCCAUGGCUGAGGGCCACAGCUGACAAAGUCUGCAUGUCCGAGGACGGCCCCUGCACUGGAGCUGGGCGCCAGAGCUGCAGAGCUAGUGUUCGGCCCUCAGAGAAGGAUCCAGAAUCAAAAGCUCAAGAGCGACGUGAGGUGGGCACCGGCCCCAAGUGCAGAGUCAAGGCAGGGAGAGGCCGGCUGGAGCCAGGCCCCCUCGCACCCAGCCCCCAAAUCACCGACGCACCUGCGGGGAGCGCCACAUCUCCGCCUGCAGCCUCACAUCUCCCCACUCCCCUUUUGUACGUUUAACCGUUUCUUUGUACGUGGUUUACGUAACUUUAAACUGUAACAGCCUUAAUGGAAGACCAAAUGGUUUUUUAUAUGUGUAUGUACAAAGUUUUCUAUUAACGCUGCCCGUCUCCCUUAUAACCUGGACUUGAGCUGUCAGAGCGGAGGCCACUAGGCCCCUGUGCGUCUGAGGCUCAGACCCCUGCUAUGGUUGGCUUGGGGUGGCCAGUGGGCUGGGACCCUCCAUGAGAGUUUUGGACACUUGGGCCACCUGACCCGUGCCCGUCUGACACAUGUCUCCGGGGGACAGCCACCUGGCCAAUGUGCAUGUGAGGACGUGCUGGAACCUUCUAUGGGGGUCUAGGCUAUUGGCUGGAGCCAGGACAUGAGUCAGGGGCACCACAGACCUCACAUGCCAGGGAGACUUGAAUGUGGCUGUCACUCUUCCGGACGCCAAGGGCUGCAGGAGGCUGGCUGCUCUUGGCACUACCCACCCCAUGUGACAGAACAGGAGCCAGUGACUCAGGACUGCUCACGGACCAGGAGGGCAAUGCCUGAAGUCAGACCUCCCUACAGGUCAACAGGGACAACCUGGGGAUCUCUGGAGCAGGGCCCUCCUCUCUCAGGCUUGGCCCACUCCCCCAGACACCUGGACACAUGGCCACAAAUCUGGGACAAAGGGCCUCCGCACGGCGUGAAAUAAAAAGUGCCUGAGAAGUGUG